This is a messenger RNA of Empidonax traillii (willow flycatcher), 6914 nucleotides long. RefSeq names its product unc-13 homolog A (gene UNC13A). The transcript has 44 exons. The record is from RefSeq and is a predicted model, not a curated record. Gene Ontology annotation, cellular component: presynaptic active zone cytoplasmic component; presynaptic membrane; neuromuscular junction. Gene Ontology annotation, biological process: neuromuscular junction development; presynaptic dense core vesicle exocytosis; synaptic transmission, glutamatergic. The coding region runs from base 78 to 5330 and encodes 1750 amino acids. Gene Ontology annotation, molecular function: syntaxin-1 binding; calcium ion binding; phospholipid binding. NCBI's taxonomy places the organism in Eukaryota, Metazoa, Chordata, Aves, Passeriformes, Tyrannidae.
AUGGCGGCGCGCUAGAGCCGGGCGGCGGCCGCGCCCCCCGCGCCCCCCGCGCCGCCACCGCCGCCGCCACCGCCGACAUGUCGCUGCUCUGCGUCGGAGUUAAAAAGGCCAAGUAUGACGGGCCCCAAGAGAAAUUUAACACCUACGUGACCCUGAAGGUGCAAAAUGUCAAGAGCACGACCAUCGCGGUGCGGGGCAACCUGCCCUCCUGGGAGCAGGACUUCAUGUUUGAGAUCAACAGGCUUGACCUGGGCCUGACAGUGGAGGUGUGGAACAAGGGGCUCAUCUGGGACACUAUGGUGGGGACAGUGUGGAUCCCCCUGCGGACCAUCCGGCAGUCCAACGAGGAGGGCCCUGGGGAAUGGCUCACGCUCGACUCCCAGGUCAUCAUGACCGACAACGAGAUUUCGGGCACCAAGGACCCGACUUUCCACCGCAUCCUCCUUGACACCCGCUUUGAGCUGCCGCUGGAUAUCCCCGAGGAGGAGGCCAGGUACUGGGCCAAGAAGCUGGAGCAGCUCAACGCGAUGCGGGACCAGGAUGAUUAUGCCUUCCAGGAGGAGCAGGAAAAGCCUCUGCCCGUGCACGGCUCCCAGUGCUGCAACUGGAAUUAUUUUGGCUGGGGAGAACAGCAGAAUGAUGACCCUGACAGCACGGUGGAUGACCGGGACAGCGAUUACCGCAGCGAGACCAGCAACAGCAUCCCCCCCCCUUACUACACCACGUCCCAGCCCAACGCCUCCGUGCACCAGUACCCCAUGAGGCACCAGCAGCAGAGCUCCCGUGACUCCUACACUGACUCCAUGCAGAGCUACGAGAUGGACUACUCGGACCAGGCUCCCAUCAGCCCCACGGGGAGCAGUCGCUACGCCUCGUCGGCCGAGCUGAGCCAGGGCAGCUCCCAGCUGAGCGAGGACUUCGAGAACGAGAGCCUGCGGGACUCGGAGCUGGACGAGAGGGACGGCGACUCCUACCACUCCUGCCACAGCUCCGUCAGCUACCGCAAGGACUCACCGCGCUGGGAGGAGGAGGACGACGAUGAUCUCUACCUGGAGGAGGAGGAGGAAGAGUUCAUUGAGGACUACAGUGAGACUGAGGAAGGCUACCCCAAGGAGGAGGAGCUGGAGGAGGAGGAGGAGCUGCGGGAGGAGGACACUUAUGAACCCCCCGAGGACGAAAUGUACCCCCCGCCACAGAAACCUCCCGCACAGCAGCAGCAGCAGCAACAGGUCCCACAACAGCAACAGCAACAGCAACAGCAGCAACAGCAACAGCAACAGCAGCAACCUCAGCUGGUCCCACAGCUGAAGCCACAGCAGCAAGAGAGAAAGGAGGAGAGGAAGGAGGAGAGAAAAGAGGAGAGGAAGGAGGAGAAGGACACCUCUGCCUCCCAGGAGACUCCUGAGGCCCUCGAGGCCCAGAGGGGAGCGGAGGAAGCUCCCGUGCAAGAGGCAGCCCCAGAGUCUGAGCCCCCAAAACCUGCUGAGAGGGAGCAGGCAGAAGAGGAGGUGGACCCCAAAGCACGAGCCAAAGCCAACUGGCUGAGAGCCUUCAACAAGGUCUGCAUGCAGCUGCAGGAGGCCCGCGGGGAAGGUGAUGGAGAAUCCAAAUCCCUGUGGUUCAAAGGCGGGCCUGGUGGUGGGCUGAUCAUUAUAGACAGCAUGCCGGACAUUCGCAAGCGAAAACCCAUCCCCCUAGUUAGCGAUUUGGCCAUGUCCCUGGUCCAGUCCAGGAAAGCGGGAAUCACGUCCGCACUGGCCUCGAGCACCUUGAACAACGAGGAGCUGAAAAACCAUGUUUACAAGAAGACCCUGCAAGCCUUAGUGUACCCCAUCUCCUGCACGACGCCCCACAACUUCGAGGUGUGGACGGCCACCACCCCCACCUACUGCUACGAGUGCGAGGGGCUCCUGUGGGGCAUCGCCCGGCAGGGCAUGCGCUGCGCCGAGUGCGGCGUCAAGUGCCACGAGAAGUGCCAGGACCUGCUCAAUGCCGACUGCCUGCAGAGAGCAGCAGAGAAGAGCUCCAAGCACGGAGCAGAGGACCGGACCCAGAACAUCAUCAUGGUGCUCAAGGACCGCAUGAAGAUCCGGGAGCGCAACAAGCCGGAGAUAUUUGAGCUGAUCCAGGAGGUGUUUGGGGUCAACAAGACCACGCACACACAGCAGAUGAAGGCAGUGAAGCAGAGCGUCCUGGACGGCACCUCCAAAUGGUCGGCCAAGAUCAGCAUCACGGUGGUUUGUGCCCAGGGCCUGCAAGCAAAGGAUAAGACGGGUUCCAGUGACCCCUAUGUCACUGUCCAGGUUGGAAAGACGAAAAAAAGGACUAAAACUAUCUACGGCAAUCUCAACCCAGUCUGGGAGGAGAAUUUCCAUUUCGAGUGCCAUAACUCCUCUGACCGCAUCAAGGUCCGUGUGUGGGACGAAGACGAUGACAUCAAAUCCCGCGUCAAACAGCGCUUCAAGAGGGAAUCUGAUGACUUCCUGGGCCAGACCAUCAUCGAGGUCCGGACCCUGAGUGGGGAGAUGGACGUCUGGUACAACCUCGACAAGCGGACAGAUAAGUCAGCCGUGUCGGGAGCCAUCCGGCUGCACAUCAGCGUGGAGAUCAAAGGCGAGGAGAAGGUGGCCCCCUACCAUGUCCAGUACACCUGCCUGCACGAGAACCUGUUCCACUUUGUGACGGAUUUGCAAAACAACGGCGUGGUGAAGAUCCCCGACGCCAAGGGGGACGAUGCCUGGAAGGUGUACUUUGAUGAGACGGCGCAGGAGAUCGUGGACGAGUUUGCCAUGCGCUACGGGGUGGAGUCCAUCUACCAGGCCAUGACCUCUGACCCCCAGUCCGAAACGCAGCCCAAGGAAGGAGGGAAGGAAGGGCAGCAGGACAGCAGGAAGCAGAGAGAUGAGCCGCGAGCAGCGGGGGCUGGGAUGGGAGCAGAGAGAGCCAGGGGUGGGGGGAGGGGGGUCGGGCUCUGCCGCCGUUCCCCUGUUUACCUGCUCUGGGGCGUUUCUCCGCAGAAAGAUCGCUUCGUCAAACUCCUGGACCAGCUGCACAACUCCCUGCGCAUCGACCUCUCCAUGUACCGGAACAACUUCCCUGCCAGCAGUCCCGAGCGGCUGCAGGAUCUCAAGUCCACGGUGGAUUUGCUGACCAGCAUCACCUUCUUUCGGAUGAAGGUCCAGGAGCUGCAGAGCCCCCCACGAGCCAGCCAGGUGGUGAAGGACUGUGUGAAGGCCUGUCUCAACUCCACCUACGAGUACAUCUUCAACAACUGCCACGAGCUCUACAGCCGCGAGUACCAGACAGACCCAAAUAAGAAAGGCGAGGUGCCCCCUGAGGAGCAGGGCCCCAGCAUCAAAAACCUGGAUUUCUGGUCCAAGCUCAUCACCCUGAUCGUCUCCAUUAUUGAGGAAGACAAGAACUCCUACACACCCUGCCUGAACCAAUUCCCUCAGGAACUGAACGUGGGGAAGAUCAGCGCCGAGGUGAUGUGGAACCUCUUUGCUCAGGACAUGAAGUAUGCGAUGGAGGAGCACGAGAAGCACCGGCUGUGCAAGAGCGCAGACUACAUGAACCUGCACUUCAAGGUGAAGUGGCUGUACAACGAGUACGUCACCGAGCUGCCCUCCUUCAAGAGCCGCGUGCCCGAGUACCCCGCCUGGUUCGAGCCCUUCGUUAUCCAGUGGCUGGAUGAGAACGAAGAGGUGUCGCGGGAUUUCCUGCACGGAGCGCUGGAGCGGGACAAGAAGGAUGGGUUCCAGCAGACAUCAGAGCAUGCCCUCUUCUCCUGCUCCGUGGUGGAUGUCUUCUCCCAGCUCAACCAGAGCUUCGAGAUCAUCAAGAAACUGGAGUGCCCCGACCCCCAGAUUGUUGGGCACUACAUGCGGAGGUUUGCCAAGACCAUCAGCAAUGUGCUGCUCCAGUAUGCCGAGAUCAUCUCCAAGGAUUUUGCCUCAUACUGCUCUAAGGAGAAGGAGAAAGUGCCCUGCAUUCUGAUGAACAACAUCCAGCAGCUGCGUGUCCAGCUGGAGAAAAUGUUUGAAGCCAUGGGUGGAAAGGAGCUGGACACAGAAGCCAGUGAUAUCCUCAAGGAACUGCAGGUGAAGCUCAACAACGUCCUGGAUGAUCUGAGCCGAGUCUUUGCCACCAGUUUCCAGCCACACAUCGAGGAGUGUGUGAAGCAGAUGGGGGACAUCCUGGGCCAGGUGAAGGGCACUGGCAACGUCCCUGCCAGCACUUGCAGCAGUGUCGCGCAGGACGCCGACAACGUCCUGCAACCCAUCAUGGACCUCCUGGACAGCAACCUGACACUCUUCGCCAAGAUCUGCGAGAAGACGGUGCUGAAGCGGGUGCUGAAGGAGCUCUGGAAGCUGGUGAUGAACACCAUGGAGAAGACCAUCGUCCUGCCCCCACUCACGGACCAGACGAUGAUUGGCACGCUCUUGAGAAAACAUGGCAAGGGGACAGAGAAGAGCAGGGUGAAGCUGCCCAGUCACACUGAAGGCACGCAGAUGAUUUUCAACGCGGCCAAGGAGCUGGGGCAGCUCUCCAAGCUGAAGGACCACAUGGUGCGUGAGGAAGCCAAGAGCCUGACCCCGAAGCAGUGUGCCGUGGUGGAGCUGGCGCUGGACACCAUCAAGCAAUACUUCCAUGCCGGCGGGGUGGGGCUGAAGAAGACGUUCCUGGAGAAGAGCCCGGACCUGCAGUCGCUGCGCUAUGCCCUGUCCCUCUACACCCAGGCCACGGACCUGCUCAUCAAAACCUUCGUGCAGACCCAGUCCUCGCAGGGCUCCGGCGUGGAGGACCCCGUGGGGGAGGUGUCGAUCCACGUGGAGCUCAUCACCCACCCCGGCACUGGCGAGCACAAGGUCACGGUCAAAGUGGUGGCUGCAAAUGACCUCAAGUGGCAGACGUCGGGCAUCUUCCGGCCCUUCAUCGAGGUCAACAUCAUCGGGCCCCACCUCAGCGACAAGAAGAGGAAAUUCGCCACCAAAUCCAAGAACAACAGCUGGGCCCCCAAGUACAACGAGAGCUUCCAGUUCACGCUGGGCACAGAGACGGGCCCCGAGUGCUACGAGCUGCAGGUGUGUGUGAAGGAUUACUGCUUCGCCCGCGAGGACCGCACGGUGGGCAUCGCCGUGCUGCAGCUGCGGGACAUCCUGCAGCGCCCCGGCGUCGCCUGCUGGCUGCCCCUGGGCCGCCGCAUCCACAUGGACGACACCGGGCUCACCGUGCUGCGCAUCCUGUCCCAGCGCAACAACGACGACGUGGCCAAGGAGUUCGUCAAGCUCAAGUCGGACACGCGCUCGGCCGAGGAGGGCAGCAGUUAAAGCUCCUCGCGCCCCCACCCGCCCGGCCCUCGUCCCCUCCCCGCUCCUGGCCCCCCUCAGAGCCCCCUCCAGCCGUGUAUAAGCCAUAAGAGCGGCCACAGAGGAGUCGCCGUGCCGGCCCGGGGGAGGGGGUGACGUGGCUGCAGUGACAGACCCUCCCCUCCCUCCCUGGCCGUGCUGGCGGGGUGACAGCGGUGCCGGGCACAGCCAGGCCCCCAUCCCACCCUGUGGGAAGGUGCUGGGGCUGGGGGGGCUGCAGGGAAGGGCUGGACCCCAGCCUGGGUGAUGGGACCAAUCUGCCCUUCCCCAGCCUGUCUGAGGUGGAGGACCCCCCCCCCCGGCACAUCCCUGAACCUGCGCUGUCACACCCAGCCCCAAACCUCACUGAGGGACAAAGGAAAGGGUUGGGGGAGGUGUGUGGGAUGUGAGGGGCUGUGUUGGUGGUCUGAGGGGCUGUGUGUGUGUGUGUGUGUGUGUGUGAUCCCACCCAGGGGUGUUGCUGAGUGGUUGUGACAGCCCCUUGUCCCCAUCCCUGAGCGCUGUGGUGUGCCCUGAGGGGCAGGGCAGCUCCCACCCCUGAGCACCUGUACAUAUGUAAAUACCUGUACAUACAGGGCAGCCGGCCAGGCUGUGUCCUGCACCCGGAAGGGCUAUUGGGGCUGUUGGGUUGGCAGGUGCAGCCCCCACGUGCCCUGCACGGGGUCCCCUCCCUGGCUGGCAGCGGCAUCACCGGGGCCGGGAGCAGCAGGGAGCAGCCCCCGGCCCAUAUCCUGUCUUCCCUGCCUUGCUGCCACCAUGGGCUGCCCCACUGCCUCCCACGAGGUGCCAGGGCUUGAGGGGGCAAGGGCUGGGGGCACCAGAGCAGGGGGACCUGUCCCCCUUUGCUCUGGCCAGUGGGGACCAGCAUCCCCGUGCAGGGCAGCCCAUGGGACCUCCUCGGCGCAAGCAAGACCCUUCCCACCCCUCCCCAGAGGACCCCUCCCUCCGGUUCCCCACUAAGCACCAGUUCUGUCCCACCCCAGUUCCCCCAGUAAGCACCAUUUCUGUGUGGUAAGUGGUGUGUGCAUGUCUCGUGCGAGUGCCUGGGAGGUCAGGGUGUGUGGUGUCGGGGUGGCCACCCCAGUGGGCCAGUUUGCCCUGAGUACUGGGGCAGACAGAGGCCUGACAACCCCACAAGUCAAUACAGCUCUCUCAGCCCCCUCCCACCCCAAAACAGGGUACCCCCACUGGCCCCCACGCUCCUUUUUCUAGAGGGUUUGCCUGGGACCAAAGGGUUUCGCUUUCCUCUCUCUCGUUUCUGUUCAAUGUUUACACCCUUUUUCUACAGCUGCUCCUGCACAGCCAGGCUGGGGCUCAGCCCUGCACCCCUGGCCCUGUGCCCCCUCCCCAAACUGUCCUGUUGGCAUGUGAUUGAACUGACCAAUUCUGCUCCUGUAGCACAGUGUCACCGAUGCCUGUGUGUCUGUCCCGCCGGCGGCGGCGGCUGCCAUGGAUGCAUGACAGUGAGAUGUUUUGCACUAUUUUGAAUUUUUUGGGCUCUGUAAAAAUAUUUUAUUAUAACUGACAUUAAAAAGCACACCCUUC